Macroventuria anomochaeta is the source of this 1309-nucleotide messenger RNA. RefSeq names its product glycoside hydrolase family 5 protein. Gene Ontology annotation, cellular component: cell surface; extracellular region. Gene Ontology annotation, biological process: glucan catabolic process. The record is from RefSeq and is a predicted model, not a curated record. Gene Ontology annotation, molecular function: beta-glucosidase activity. The transcript has 2 exons. NCBI's taxonomy places the organism in Eukaryota, Fungi, Ascomycota, Dothideomycetes, Pleosporales, Didymellaceae. Bases 149 to 1309 code for a protein of 386 amino acids.
CCACCAACGCUCUUUCACACUUCCAAUCUCCACCUCCUCCGACUCCGCUCACCACCUCCAAUAACUGUUCGACUACUUAAACGCCUGCUUGGCGGCUGUCGACUAGCUUUCAGGCUGAGAUCUUUCACUGCUUUCCCUCUUGAUCACCAUGGCCAAACUCACCUUACUCACUACGUUAUUUGCCGUGAUCUCCAAGACCCUCGCCGCUCUACCGAACCACAAGAUUCGCGGUGUAAAUCUUGGUUCCUUCUUCAUCGUCGAGCCAUGGAUGUCCAGCCAAACAUGGAAGUCUAUGGGCUGCGGCAACGCAAAAUCAGAAUGGGACUGCGUUGCAUCCCUUGGUCAAGAGAGAGCAGACACCGCCUUUCAAAAGCACUGGGACACUUUCAUCACCGCCGAGGACUUCGACAAGAUGAAGGAGUAUGGGCUGAACACUGUGAGGAUCCCCGUUGGGCACUGGUUCGUAGAAGAGACUAUCGCUCCAGGCGAGAACUGGCCUCGAGGCGGCAUGAAGUAUCUCGACAAAGUCGUCGGACUGGCAGGUUCACACAACAUCAGCGUGAUCUUGGACCUACACGGUGCACCGGGUGUGCAGGCUCCCAACAACGCGUUCACUGGCCAUACAACCGAGAACACAGGAUUCUACUCCCCAGACAACUACAACCGCGCAUGCACUUUCCUCCGCAACAUGACCGAGCGCAUCCACACGCACGACCAGUACAAAACCACCUUCAUAUUGGAAGUUCUCAAUGAACCCGAGCCCAACCACGCCUCCCUAAUAUCCUCCUGCUACCCUAAAGCGUACACCACAAUCCGCUCCACCGAAUCCUCCCUCAGCAUCCCCGAAUCCCACGCCCUAACAAUCCAGAUGAUGUCCUCAGCCUGGGGCGCGGGAAACCCUCUUCACUCCCUCCCCAAUUCAACCUUCAACCUCGCACUCGACACCCACCGCUACCUAACCUACUCCUCCAUCCCUCCCACAAAAGCCGACUACCUGAAUGCUUCAUGCGGCGACACGUUUCCGUCAGAGGAAAACAAUAAGCCACUGAUUAUUGGGGAGUGGAGUCUGGCUGUCAAGCAGGAGAAGGAAUGGAGUGAUGAGUUUUCACCGACCAGAAAGGAGAAUCAUGGGUGGUAUAGAAGGUGGUGGGCGGCGCAGGUAAGGGCAUAUGAGAAGCAGAAGGGGUGGGUGUUUUGGAGUUGGAAGACUGAGCUUGGUGGGGAUUGGCGGUGGAGUUAUAAGGAGGCUGUGGAAGUGGGGGUUAUCCCUAAGGACUUUAGUAAGGUUGGUGAGAUGGCGGAGUGCUGA